This is a messenger RNA of Panicum hallii, 1337 nucleotides long. RefSeq lists its product as uncharacterized. Gene Ontology annotation, molecular function: glycosyltransferase activity. Gene Ontology annotation, cellular component: membrane. The coding region runs from base 1 to 1179 and encodes 392 amino acids. The record is from RefSeq and is a predicted model, not a curated record. NCBI's taxonomy places the organism in Eukaryota, Viridiplantae, Streptophyta, Magnoliopsida, Poales, Poaceae. The transcript has 2 exons.
AUGAAGGGCGCGCUCGACGAUUUCAAAGUGAUGCUCACGAGGAACGAGCCACUCACCGGCCUCGCCAGGGCGGUCGCGCUCCUCGUGAUCUUCGCGCUCGGCGUCGUCGCCGGCCUCUGGGCGGCCGCCGGGGCCCGCCAGCCGGCCUACGGCGGCAUCGUCGUCCCGAGCAUCGUGCAGCUACCGAGCGCUGCCGCCGUGUACCAGCAGCCGGCCGGCGCCUGCUGCCGGCCCGACCCGGACCCCGCCUUCGGGGAGUUCGUGGCCCCGACGCGCCUUAUGCACGACAUGACGGACGAGGAGCUGUUCUGGCGCGCCACGCUCGUGCCGGCCGCCGCCGGGUACCCGUUCCGGCGGGUGCCCAAGGUGGCCUUCAUGUUCCUCGCCGGACACGGCGUCCUCCCGCUGGCGCCGCUCUGGGAGCGCUUCUUCCGCGGCCACGAGGGCCGCUUCUCCGUCUACGUGCACGCCCCGCCGGGCGUGGCCAUCAACGUCUCCGAGGACUCGCCGUUCUACGGCAGGCAGAUACCCAGCCAGGAAACCUCGUGGGGCUCUGUGACGCUGAUGGACGCCGAGAAGCGGCUGCUGGCGAACGCGCUGCUCGACUUCUCCAACGAGCGCUUCGUGCUCCUCUCAGAGAGCUGCAUCCCGGUGCACAACUUCACGACGGUGUACGGCUACCUCGUCGGGUCGGAGCAGAGCUUCGUGGAGGUCUACUACCGGAACACCAAGCAGUGCCGGAACCGGUACAGCCGGCGCAUGGCGCCCGACAUCACGCUGCGGCAGUGGCGCAAGGGCUCCCAGUGGUUCGAGCUCCGCCGCGACAUCGCCACCAGCAUCCUGACGGACACGCGGUACUACCCGCUGUUCCGGCGGCACUGCCGGCCGUCGUGCUACCCCGACGAGCACUACGUGCAGACGUACGUGGCCAUGCGCCACGGCGCCCGCAACUCGAACCGCACCGUCACGCACGUGGACUGGUCCACGGGCGGCGCCCACCCGGUGAUGUACGGCGCGCGGGACGCCACGCCGGAGCUGGUCCGGAGCAUCAGGGAGAGCCGGGAGCCCUGCACGCGCAACGCGCGCCCGACGACGACCUGCUACCUGUUCGCCAGGAAGUUCGCGCCCGACGCGCUGCCGCCGCUGCUCAACAUGUCGGCGGCGGUCAUGCAGUACUGAGAUUCUUUCUUUUUUCCCGCCGGCGGCGGCAGUCGGGACACCAAGACCUCGCCGGCCGCCGCAACUUCUUGCUCCGGAUCGCACCUUAGCCAGGCAUCAUCAUCGGCUGUAAUUUUCUUUGACAACGUUGACUGACGAACACUCAUGGCUCAAUCACU